Suricata suricatta (meerkat) is the source of this 6395-nucleotide messenger RNA. RefSeq names its product RNA binding motif protein 20 (gene RBM20). The transcript has 14 exons. Bases 14 to 3595 code for a protein of 1193 amino acids. Gene Ontology annotation, molecular function: zinc ion binding; mRNA binding. Gene Ontology annotation, biological process: regulation of RNA splicing. NCBI's taxonomy places the organism in Eukaryota, Metazoa, Chordata, Mammalia, Carnivora, Herpestidae. The record is from RefSeq and is a predicted model, not a curated record. Gene Ontology annotation, cellular component: nucleus.
UCUUACUCUGGUCAUGGAAACGAAGUUGGCACCUCAUUAUCGCCUUGUUAGCAGGGACUGGCCGUGUUGUGGACAAACCUGUGCCGCCAAGCUCCUGGACAAGAACCCGUUCUCCGUCAGUAACCCGAACCCUCUGCUACCUUCGCCCGCCAGCCUCCAGCUGGCCCAACUGCAAGCCCAGCUCACCCUCCACCGGCUGAAGCUGGCACAGACAGCGGUUACCAACAAUACCGCCGCCGCCACGGUCCUCAACCAAGUCCUCUCCAAAGUGGCCAUGUCCCAGCCUCUCUUCAACCAGCUCAGGCAUCCAUCUGUGAUCAGCGCCCCCCAGAGCCAUACAGGGGUGCCCCAACAUGCUGUGACCAUGCCUGGUGCCCGGUUUCCCUCUAACGCAAUUGCCUUCUCACCCCCUGGCCAGACGCGAGGCCCGGUGCCUUCUGUGAGCCAAUCCCCUGGUGCCGUGGUGAUGCACCCGUUCAGUGGGGUCCUGCCUCAGUCCCCUGCCCAGCCAGCAGUCAUCUUGGGCAUUGGCAAGACCGGGCCCACUCCGGCUGCAGCAGGGUUCUGUGACUAUGGCAAAGCUGGCACCAGCCAGGCGUAUGGCUCUGAAACAGACAGUCAGCCCAGCUUCCUGCCAGCCACGGCCUCCACCACGGGCAGUGUGACCUAUGAAGGGCACUACAGCCACUCAGGGCAAGAUGGCCAGGCUGCCUUUCCCAAGGACUUCUAUGGACCCAACUCCCAAGGGUCGCAUGUGGCAGGUGGAUUUGCAGCCGAGCAGGCCGGGGGCAUGAAAGGCGAGGUGGGUCCUCUGCUGCAGGGUCCAAACAGCCAAUGGGAGAGCCCCCACGGAUUCUCCGGCCAAAGCAAGGCCGAUCUCACAGCAGGCCCCAGCCUGUGGCCUCCACCCCCCAGCCAGCCCUAUGAGCUCUAUGACCCAGAGGAGCCCACCCCAGACAGGACCCCUCCUUCUUUCGGGGGUCGGCUAAACAACAGCAAACAGGGUUUCAGUGGUGCCCGGAGGCGGCCCAAGGAGGAGCAGGCAAUGCUGUCCGUGAGGCCCCUGCAGGUUCAUGAGCUGAAUGACUUUCAUGGUGUGGCUCCCCUUCACCUGCCACACAUCUGUAGCAUCUGCGACAAGAAGGUGUUUGAUUUGAAGGACUGGGAGCUGCAUGUGAAAGGGAAACUACAUGCUCAGAAAUGCCUGGUCUUCUCUGAAAAUGCCGGCAUCCGGUGUAUACUCGGUUCAGCAGAGGGAACUCUGGGUGCCUCCCCCAACAGCACGGCCGUUUAUAAUCCUGCUGGGAACUCCGAAGAUUAUGUCUCAAAUCUUGGAUCAUCGUAUGCGGCCAUUCCAGCAAGGGCGUUUGCUCAGUCAAAUCCUGCAUUUCCUUCAGCUUCCCCGGGGACAAACUUUGCGCAGCGGAAGACAGGUGCUGGCCGCGUGGUGCACAUCUGCAAUCUCCCGGAAGGAAGCUGCACAGAGAAUGACGUCAUUAACCUGGGGCUGCCCUUUGGAAAGGUCACUAAUUACAUCCUCAUGAAGUCUACUAAUCAGGCCUUUUUAGAGAUGGCUUACACAGAAGCUGCCCAGGCCAUGGUCCAAUAUUACCAGGAGAAAUCUGCUGUGAUCAACGGUGAGAAGUUGCUCAUUCGGAUGUCCAAGAGAUACAAGGAACUGCAGCUGAAGAAACCUGGGAAAACAGUGGCUGCCAUCAUCCAGGACAUGCAUUCCCAGAGGGAGAGGGACAUGUUCCGGGAAGCAGACAGAUACGGCCCAGAAAGGCCGCGGUCUCGAAGUCCGGUGAGCCGGUCACUGUCCCCAAGGUCCCACACGCCAAGCUUCACCUCCUGCAGCUCUUCCCACAGCCCUCUGGGCCCUGCCCGUGCCGACUGGGGCAAUAGCCGGGACUCAUGGGAGCACUCCCCCUAUGCCAGGAGGGAGGAAGAGCGAGAUCCAGGCCCCUGGAGGGAGAACGGGGAGGACAAGAGGGACAGGGCAGACAUGUGGUCACACGAUCGCAAACACUACCCCUGGCAACUGGACAAAGCCGAGUUAGCCGAGCGGCUGGACGGAGGGAGGGGCCACCGAGAAAAGCACCCGAGGCCGGGGUCCCCCAGCCCGCUGCACUCCGCCUCCGGCUACAAGAGCCGGGAAGACAGCUACUACCGGAAGGAGCCCAAAGGCAAAUCGGACAAGUAUGUAAAGCAGCAGCAGGAAGGACCCGGGAGGUCCAGGAGGAAAGAGGAGGCCAGGCUGCGGGAGACCAGACACCCCCACCCUGAGGACUCAGGCAAGGAAGACGGGCUGGAGCCGAAGGUCACUAGGGCCCCUGAGAGCGUCAAGUCUAAGCAGAGUGAGAAAAACAGAACCAAGAGACCUGAUAGAGACCAAGAAGGAGCUGAUAAUAGAAAAGAAAGCAGAAUGGCGGGGGAUGAGGUAACGAUGCAAUCUCUUCCCCAGGCUGGAAAAGAGUACCAGGAGGGCAUGGAAGAAGGCACCGCAUCAGCGGGCAGAUGGGAGAAAGAAACGGAGGCCUCUGAUGCCGAGAACACAAGGACAAAGGAGCAAGACUGGGAGAGCGGAAGUGAGGCAGAAGGGGAGAGCUGGUACCCCACUAACAUGGAGGAGCUGGUUACAGUGGACGAGGUUGGGGAGGAGGAAGAUUUUAUCAUGGAGCCCGACAUCCCAGAACUGGACGAAAUUGUGCCCAUUGACCAGAAGGACAAAAUCUGCCCAGAAAUAAGUCCCUGCGUGACGCCCACGUUAGACCUGGAUGUAACCAAGGAUUUCAUCAACGAGGCAGUGAAGCCCAUAGGUAACGGGGCUACGGAAAUCAGCCUCAAGUCACCCAAAGAUCUGCCCUCUGCUUCUACGAGCUGUCCCAGUGACAUGGACGUGGAAAUGCCUGGCCUAAAUCUGGACGCUGAGCGCAAGCCAGCUGAACGUAAGACAGGCCUCUCACUGGAGGGUUCAGGUUGCUACGAGGAGCAGGCAACGGGAGGGGAGAGCUCUGAUGUUCAUCCAGCCCCUCAGCUCCAGCAGAUGUCUUCCCCCAAGCCAGCAGAGGAGGGGGCCCGGCAGCCUAGCCCACCUCUCGAUGACCGCAAGGCCGGGGGGCCCCCUGAAGACGGGGCUUGUGAAGGCGGCCCCCCGGAGGGGAAAGCCAGCCCCCGCACCGAAACGGACCUCCAAAGCCAGGCUUGCCAGGGAGUGUCCACCCAGGAAAACUCCAGGUACAUGGAAAUGAAAUCUCUGGACGUGAGGUCACCAGAAUACACUGAAGUGGAGCUCAAACAGCCCCUCUCCUUGCCUUCCUGGGAGCCCGAGGAUGUGUUCAGUGAACUUAGCAUUCCCCUCGGGGUGGAGUUCGUGGUGCCCAGGACUGGGUUCUACUGCAAGCUGUGCGGGCUGUUCUACACGAGCGAGGAGAUGGCGAAGAUAAGCCACUGUCGCAGUGCCGUCCACUACAGGAACUUACAGAAGUACUUGUCCCAGCUCGCCGAGGAGGGCCUCAAGGAGACCGAGGGGGCGGGCAGCCCGAGGCCUGAGGACAGCGGGAUCGUGCCUCACUUUGAGAGGAAGAAGCUCUAGGCCUCUGCAGCCGCUCCAGCCGGGAGAGGAGGGCCUUCUUAGGCGGGGCCGUCCUGACCUCCUGGACAGGAAGCGAAGCCGGAGAGCGAGGCAGCCCAGGCCGCCGGGGCUUGUUCUCGAGACUCAUGAAAUCGCCCCAAAAUGUCUCCCUGGUGAGAGCUGUCACCCGGUGUGUCCAGCGGCCGAAGGCCACUCUCUCUCUCCCCGUUGAUUGUCUCUUCUUCCCUCUCCUCCAUCUCUCUCACCUUCGGUGCCAAGGGUCAUUUAGUUUUUCAUAAAACCCAAUUUCUCAGGGAUUUUCAGUGCUCAAACUCUUGAUGACCAGCCAGAUCACCCAAGGAAGAGACCUCACCGGACUGCUGGGUCAAGAGCCGCUUCAGGGAGCCUGGAGCCUGUCGUCUGCCUGGCGUCCUGAACAAGGGGAGCUGAGUCAGGCCCUGCAGUCCUGGAGGGGGGCCCCCGAGACCAUCCCCCGCUGGCAGAAGCCGGGAGUUUCUCCAGCAGGACCGCUUUUUCGAAAAGGCCCCAUUUUUAAUAACUCUUUCAUCCUCUCAACUAUUCUGGAAGUCCAUGAGAUUCAUGCCUUAACAUAAAGUUAAUGAAUUUCACAGAGGAGGAAAAGAGCUCUUCGAUUUGGAAUCUCUGUUAAGUUCCCCCCACCCCCCAAAGUUAGGUUCGUCCUCAGGAUUUCAGGAGGUAUCAGGGUUGGCUAUGUUCCAGACAAUCAAUUUGGUGUAGAUUCACUUUAAUAAAAAAAUGAAAACAGUAGUGUCUUUUCCCUUCAGCCAAGUAGUUGGGUCAGAUGCUGGCUUCCCAGCCAUGUGUCCUGUUGCUUGAGAGACACAAUGACAAGGAAAUGGUAUCUGUCUUUGACUCGCUCUUGAUGCCUGUGCUCUGGGCUCCAGCAGCCUCUCAGUGGGACGGUUUCAGGCGGGGAAGGAGCUAAGGAAAGAGCAGGAUGGCAGGACUGAAGAGCAGCAUUUCAGGAUUGCCAGGUAUUUAUAGGUAGGCAGGAGGUCAAGGGCACUUCGGAGGACCCCAUGUGCAGACUUUGAUGUUGAGUGUUAUGAAGAAUAGAACUCUUCUUCCUGCAGGGUUUUCUGAUACUAGAGGCCAGUGCCUUCGGGCCCCAGACAAGAGGGUCUGGUGUCCCAGCCGGGGCGUUGGGACAGAGGUGCUGGGGGUGAGGAGGGACCACAGGCGUGGGGAAGACCUCAAGAAGGUCAGAGGGAGCCUCGUGCCAUUUCCACAAGCUAAGCUGCUGCCCUGGCUCGGCCCCUGGAGGAUGGUUCCUGUGUUUCUGUUCCUGACCACAGAGAAAUAGACCAGGAAGGGAUUGUCUGCUUCCUAUUAUUUUCUGCAAUGUUUAGAGCAGGUGAGAUUUUUUUCAUGGUAGAUACAUAUACUGCACAUUCUGUCCUCUGCACUGAUGGUGAAAGAAUAGAAUAAUUACCUGAGUUUGACAAUGACAUUUCAUCAGCGAGUCUGAGGCACAAAGAAGGAAAUCUAGAACAUAAAAUGAUCCUGCGGAAACCUUGGGGCACGUGGUCACUGGUGAGGAGAGGGUGCAGGGAACCUGUCAAAGAGAACAGCGAAGGCAAGUCUCAGAGGCAGACCAGCCGGGGCAUGUGCAGCGAGGCGCUGGAGGAAGCAGGAAGCCUGACCUUGGCAUUAGGCCAUCUGGGGGCCUCGGAAAGGUUGGCAUCUCCAAGAGAGUGGGCUCUGGAGGUGGUGGCUCAGCUCCGGCUGCCUGCACGGGUUUCGACCUGGUGUCCUGGAGAACAGCCUCCAUUUCUGGGAAAACCUCUGGCCCUGUUUGGCUGGCUGCCCACAUGGGGCAUGUCGAGGGUCGGCUCCCUGGCCUCCUUGGGAACCGUGCUGGGAAAAACCCACCACCUCCAUCAGAGGCUGGGACUGAGCAUUUUCAGAGAGCCUGGCAGGCUUUUCUCCCAGGAGAGUGGAAGCUCAUCCCGCUGCACUGUUUCCAUGGAAAUCAGGGUGGCUGUUCAAACAGCCUCUUACCCAAGUAGUGCAACGGCUCCCUUGCUGAUAGUCUGACCUUCUCCAUAUUGCAAAUCUGGCAAGAGCCCCUCGGAGGGAGAGGAGGGGCUCUCUGCGUUUAAUCAGAAACUUCAGCUUAAAAAUCAUCUAAGAUUCUGUAUUUGUGUGUAUAUAUAUUUAUAUAUUUAUUUCUAUUUAUUUUUAUACAAUUCCAUUGGCAUGGUCCUUCACCCAGUCUAUAAUUUGCACUUCUUGCUCCGAUAUGUGUCAUACACAAGGCAGUAUUCAAGAAAACCAGGAAAAUACUGAUUUAUUUUUUAAAGCUUUUCUUCAGUGUUUGUCAAACAUUUCAAAGUGUCUCCCAAAAGAGCUUGUUUAAGAGCAGCCGCUCCCUUGAGCAACAGAAGCAUUUGUACCCUGGGUUAAAUUAACAAAAAGCCUAUGUAAUUUUCUUUUCAUUGUAAACACCCAAAAUAAAGUGUAUCCAGAGGGUAUUCCCAAGGAAUUUGGUAGAUUUGAUGUUGGUGUGAGAACAGCCAUUACUCUCCGGGUUUCCCUUUCUUGGACAAGUCUAAGGCUGUGACCUGUUAGAUUGUACUUGAACUGGACCAGAGUUUGUUUUUUGAGCUUAUGAGAAGAAGAAAAACACUAGUUAAUUUAAGUUUGAACUUGUAAAAUAUUGGAAUUUGUUGAGUGUCUUAUAAAUUGUCAUCACUUUUCCUGAUCUGUAUAAUUGGCUGCCAUGUUUGUUUUUACAAAAAGAAAAAAAAAGAUUUUUAAUAAAGAGAAUCUGAAAGCU